Populus euphratica (Euphrates poplar) is the source of this 1762-nucleotide messenger RNA. Its product is annotated as 26S proteasome non-ATPase regulatory subunit 12 homolog A. Gene Ontology annotation, cellular component: proteasome regulatory particle, lid subcomplex; cytoplasm. The coding region runs from base 115 to 1443 and encodes 442 amino acids. The record is from RefSeq and is a predicted model, not a curated record. The transcript is spliced from 12 exons. NCBI's taxonomy places the organism in Eukaryota, Viridiplantae, Streptophyta, Magnoliopsida, Malpighiales, Salicaceae.
GCACGCAAGGCAUUUUUCAGUCUUCACUUUCUCUCAACUUAAACACCACCUCGUCCUCCCCGUCUUCUAGGGUUCGUGGAAUACUGAACUGAACAGAACUUUCUCUGGUUUAAGAUGGAGGGAAAAGCGAAUUUGGAAGCGGCGAUUGAGCAACUGCAGAACGUCGAAAAGCAGAUGAGGCUCGCCGGAGACGUCGCCGGCACUAAGAAAGCCGUCACCGAGAUUCUCCAACUCUGCUUCGAAGCUAAAGAUUGGAAAGCUCUAAAUGACCAAAUUAUCCUUCUCUCUAAAAAACGUGGUCAACUCAAACAGGCUGUAACUGCGAUGGUCCAGCAAGCAAUGCAAUACAUUGACGAGACUCCGGAUCUUGAUACUCGCAUCGAACUUAUUAAAACACUUAACAGUGUAUCUGCUGGCAAGAUAUAUGUUGAAAUUGAGAGAGCAAGGUUGAUUAGGAAACUAGCUAAGAUUAAGGAAGAGCAAGGGCUUAUAGCUGAAGCUGCGGAUCUGAUGCAAGAAGUUGCAGUGGAAACUUUUGGUGCUAUGGCAAAAACUGAGAAAAUUGCCUUCAUUCUUGAGCAAGUUCGUCUAUGCCUUGACCGCCAAGAUUAUGUUCGUGCACAAAUUCUCUCAAGGAAGAUUAGUCCAAGGGUUUUUGAUGCUGAUACUUCUAAGUCGAAGAAGAAACCAAAGGAAGGUGAUAAUGUUGUUGAAGAGGCUCCUGCCGAUAUACCAUCAUUGUUGGAGUUAAAGCGGAUCUACUAUGAACUGAUGAUACGGUACUACUCCCAUGACAAUGAUUAUCUUGAAAUUUGCCGUUGCUACAAGGCAAUAUAUGAGAUUCCCCCUGUAAAGGAAAAUCCUGCCCAAUGGAUUCCAGUCUUGAGGAAAAUCUGUUGGUACUUGGUACUUUCACCUCACGAUCCAAUGCAGUCAAGCCUUCUGAAUUCCACCUUGGAGGAUAAGAAUCUUUCUGAAAUUCCUAAUUUUAAGUUGCUGUUGAAACAGUUAGUGACGAUGGAAGUCAUCCAAUGGACAUCUCUUUGGAAUGCAUUUAUGGAUGAGUUUGAAAAUGAGAAGAACUUACUUGGAGGAUCCUUGGGUGACAAAGCAGCAGAGGAUUUAAAGCAAAGAAUAAUUGAACAUAAUAUCCUUGUUGUUUCAAAGUAUUACUCCAGGAUUACUGUGAAGAGACUAGCAGAGUUAUUGUGUCUCAGCAUCCAGGAAGCUGAGAAGCAUCUUUCUGAUAUGGUUGUGUCCAAAGCUUUGGUGGCAAAGAUUGACAGGCCAAUGGGAAUUGUGUCUUUCCAAGUAGCGAAGGAUAGCAAUGACAUUCUCAACUCAUGGGCAAUGAACUUGGAGAAGCUGCUUGAUCUUGUUGAGAAGAGUUGCCACCAAAUACACAAAGAAACUAUGGUCCACAAAGCUGCUCUAAAAGUUUGAAAGGGCUGGUGCCACUGAAUGCACGAAGUUUUAAUUGUGUUUAGAACCCAUUUAAAUCUCUGCUGAGUGGGUUUGGUUGGACAUUCAUCAUAUCCUGAAGAUAUUUCUUUUGUUGGUUAGGCUGUGAUGAUGCUUAGAAUUGAGAGUAAAGAUUGCUGUAUACUUCUGGCACAUGCUGUACCACUGACUAAUGGCAGGACCCAAAUGGGCUUCGUCUGUAGCAGUAGAGGGAAAUCUCAAUUUCAGCUUUGUUUAAGAUUCUUCAUUUGUUUAAUAUGGUUUAUCUGUCAUUUAUCAUCAUUACCGCGGCAUUUUAUCA